GUUGUUGGCACAUUCUUGGGUGGUAGUUCCUAUUUUGCGGUAUCAAAGCUCCUUUUGUAGGACGACCAGAGGCGGGGAACUCUUCGUAUUCCUUUGUUUACUCUUCUUUGCUCGAGGACUGCGUACACACGCUAAGUCUUGUUAGCUCGGUGAGACUGUUUGUCAUGGCUGAGUCUUCUCCCUCAGGUGAGGGACGUGGUCGUGUUCGUUGGGGACGCGUAGAAGAGCAUUACCUGGAUUCUCCGCAGCCUCGUCGGCGAGAGAUCAGGUAUCCAGCCAGGCGAGGCACAUUUGAGAGAGCUGAUGUUCCUAUUGACGGGGCUCGUGUUCGUAACGACACUAGACGGGUAGUCGGGACAUCGUCUCGGCAGUCUACAGAUGACGUUCCAGUACAGACCUACACCGAGUGGGAAAUCCCUGCAGAUUUCCCAAUCCAGGCUUCAGUUGUACCUGAUAGAGACUAUACUGAGUCUCCACGCCCGAUUGAAGUUGAUGGCGAGGAUGGAGAUGUAAACCCCAGACAGAGACAACUCUCCUAUGACAGAAGCGACUACGGCCGUCGCUACAAAAGUCGGUCAAGAUCGCCCAUAUACCCCCGCUAUGAAAGCUCAAGACGUGAGAGAUACUUUUCUCGUGAUGCUCCCUCACGUACUGUAGGAUAUAAUAGUGACUGGUACCCGAGAACAAGGGGGUGGAGCUUUUCAAGCAACGAAUAUGACCCUUACGAUAAGUUUGAUUUCUCAUCCCGGACCCAGUCGAUCAUAGAGCCAUCGAAGGCAGACGAUUCUGAUGCCGAAUAUCCUGAGUCUGAAGAGAGAACUCUUGUUGCGGAGCGUUCCACUCUCGUGAAGGACGAGAAGGCAUCUAACUUACGCUCUCAGCUGACGCUUGUUCAUUCUUCGGCCUAUACUGGGAGUGCUGAAAUGGGUGGUUCUCAUGCAGCAGUCUUAAAUCUUGUUCAUGAUCCUAAAGGACAGAAAAAUCCCCUAUUCCGCUGGCUCCACGUUCCACAGGACGUGAUGAACUUUGAAGAUUUCUGGGUUGAGAUCAGCCGGAUCUCAGGACUGACAGAGCUGGAGAAAAGGGCCGUAUCGAGGCUUCGUUCUGAUGUCAAAAAGAACUGCGUGAAGUCUAGGACCAACCCUAAAGGUGCAAAGGUUGGAUACUUGGACCCGAAAUACAUUGAGGUACCAUUAAAAUCACUAGAAGAGAAAGCAAUGACGUCCGAUUCAGUGACUGGCUCAGCACGAUGGAUUUGUAUUCCCUACUUCUCACUCGAGCAGUACUCUGGUCUACUCGCUGCUACCAGCGUAUCUCUUUUUCCAGCUCAGACCUUGCUGCAAGUCCAGUACUCCCGAAACACUGCAGCAAGGGACAUGGAGCAAGCGGUGGUUCAGUUAGGAAACGCAGAACGUGGAGAAUGUUUUCAUAUAUCCCAACUGUGGUGUCUUGUCAUUGAUAACAGCUUAGUAGUAACAUGCGCGACGAUGACUAGGGACGAUCUGCUGGGACAAGGGCUUGAGAUUAAAGAACACCCAUCUCGUGCUGUAACUAAUGAACGCAAAGGACUAAUAUUGGUGGCAUACGGUGAUUCGGUUGUCUGGUCAUUUAAAGCCGAUGAGUGCCACACGUGGUUUGCAUUCCUGUCUAAGUUCCAAGCAUUCUGGCCCAAAGUCCCUGAGUUCUGGCAUAAGGAUCAGGCCGUCACAGCAGACGCAUGGCCCAAGAUACUCAAAUUGGCUUCGACCGUGAAGUCAAUGUCACUUAAGAUUACCAUGAAGCUGGGUUCCCUGCCUGAUCCUCCCCCGCGAGCCAUUCUACGAUCAGAUCCACAAGUUCUCCCAAGUACGCAUGGUGGAAAGGGUAAACCUAAGGCGCAGGAAUUUGCUCAUGUGUUGUCCUUGGCGACAGGGGGCACCAGCGGUCCUCAAAUCCAGGGGACUGGUUUCAAGUCUCUUGAAGCCCAGCUGGAUGCGGCCGAGGCCUUUUUAACAUGCGACACAACCUAUACAGAUCGAAAAGCAUAUAAGACCUGCAAAGAAGCCACCAGAAAGGAGUGCUAUGACUAUCUAGUCGAGUUAUCUGGUCGAAUGGAGGAAGAUGAGAGUGAUUUCUUACGACGUGCAUACGAGGAAAAGGUUGAUGUCUUCAACGCUGCCGAUAUUGUUUACAGCUUCUUUUUACCCAUGACUUUUAAAGGUCCCAUGGUCGGAAAGUUCUGGGGUGCUGUCAGAUCGAUAAUUGAGUUAACCAUGCCAGAUGGUAAGUCGACUUCUGACAGCAUUACCGGUAGCCUUCGGAUCUCUCUCAGAGACUUGACGCGAAAUCUCCUCGCUGUCCAAAAUCUUGUCAUGUAUUCAUCCAAUCAAGAGCGUGCUGAAGUUGAUAUGCCGCCCGAAUUCUCCAAAGCAUGGCUUUACAUCACCAUGGCCAUAGUCUAUGGUUCCAAUGACGACCCUAAGUGGGAUAAUCGGAUGAGGAGGGCCGAAGAGCUCAUCGGUACGGGUUCCAAAAAGCUGGUACAAGGACUCGGCGAAAAUAAUUUACUGGAAAAGGCUGUUGUAAUGCCGCUUGAAGUGCUUUCGCUCAUCACAAUGGGCCUACUGCAAGAUCAGGUCGGCAAAUCUGAUGACAUAUGCGAUACUUACUCUCAGUAUCUCAACUCUCUAGACAAUGCAAUCACGUCGAAGCCCUCCGACAGGUCCUUUCAACAUCAGCUCGAUCUAGUGCAGCAAGAGCUCGUAGCCGUCAAGCGAACAAUCUGGAAACAAAAGUCACUUAUCUAUCGACUACGAAAGUCACUCACCGCUAUUGAUACAGAAGACAUUGUCAUGAGUCAGAUGGAGCAUGAAAUCGUGUUGAAAGAUGCAGAGAAGCAGUACAGCAGCAAACGGCACUACUCGGAGACCUUGCCGCCGCCUCACUCACAACGUCAGGAUGAGGACUAUAAUCGAAUCGUCCCUGUUUCCUAUGUUCAGGAGGUUACACCUGCAAACGACUAUAUGGGACUUGAUGAUGACUUCCUUUUCGAUAUGGCUUCAUCUUCAAAACUGUCUCCUACAGAUGCGGGAGGUUUACGUGGUCUCUUCUUCCUCGAAUGCUCCCGUCUCAUCGAGCAACGUGAGUUUGAGUUUCGACGUUUCAGCGACUUUUCCAAAGACCUCGAGCGGGCGAUUGCAUAUAAGAUGGACUUCACAAGAGACCGACAGGAGCGCGCCAUUUAUGCCUUCACUCUUGUUACUAUCAUUUUCUUGCCCAUCAGCGCGGUUUCGAGUAUCUUUGGCAUGAACACGACUGAUGUUCGUGAUAUGAAUUACUCACAGUGGUUGUACUGGGUGGUUGCUAUACCGGUGACGGUUCUCGUCAUUGUCCUGGGCCUCUGGUUUAUGGGCGAGUUAGGAAACCUAGCUCGAUGGUUAUUCGGGAGACCAGGAAAGGGGGUCUACGGCGGACCGACAGUCAUAUCACAAACAGUCGAACCAGCAUAUUGGGCGGCUCCUCCGACCACACAGCUGGCUACCCAACCGGUAGAGUAUCCAUCGCCGCCAUAUGAGCCGAGGCACAGCUUGCGUAGAAGGGUUCAGGCUCAAGCCUACUACCCUGAGGGCCAGAGCCACAUUUAUCGAUCACGAUAGGUAACUUGGGGGCGAAUACUCGACGCAUAUGGGGAGGACUGCUCGGUUGAGGAUAGCUUUAUCAAUGUUGUACCCAUUUCCUGGGAUAUGUUUAGGAUAAUAAGUCUAUAAUGAGGAUAUUUUACGAUGGACUCAUAACAGUCUUAGGGACA
Fusarium redolens is the source of this 3787-nucleotide messenger RNA. RefSeq lists its product as uncharacterized. Gene Ontology annotation, molecular function: magnesium ion transmembrane transporter activity; cobalt ion transmembrane transporter activity; cobalt ion binding. Gene Ontology annotation, biological process: transmembrane transport; metal ion transport. Gene Ontology annotation, cellular component: membrane. Lineage: Eukaryota; Fungi; Ascomycota; Sordariomycetes; Hypocreales; Nectriaceae. Bases 165 to 3635 code for a protein of 1156 amino acids. The record is from RefSeq and is a predicted model, not a curated record. The transcript is spliced from 8 exons.